GACCCCUUACAUGUAUGUUUGUUGAAAUCCGUCAUUUUAACUACUUAACUCACUUAUUAUAUUUAGAGAAAGAGCUAGGCUUAUGAUCCCCUAUUGGAUAUUGGAAUUUUCAAACAAUCGGAUCAUCCUCCAUCUUGGAAUUUUUGUUUCUGUGAUUUUGAAUGUUAUGAUUCGAAUUUCAGCCCUCAAUUUACUGUUUUUCACAAUAAAAAGAGGUUGAUUAUGGAAAUGAAUAGCUAAGUUAACGAUGGACCGACCAGAUGAUGAUUCAGUUCCAAAAUGCACUAAAAAGGAAAAUACAACAGUCGCAAUGGGAGGAAAGAUAACUCUUGAGAGGUUUGCUGGAAAGGCAAAGGAUGGCGAAAUGGACAUGGAACUUGGAGAAGAUGCAAGAGUGGAUGGAAGAAAGAUAAAGAAAAUAAAAUUACGAAAAAGAGACAAAUAUGCUAAAGAUUAUGCUCGAAGAGAUAUAACAGAGUACAGAAAGGGAUACCCAGAGCAGAGAGAUGUAAAGACAAUGAGAAAGAACCUCCAGUUCUACAAUAAUAAAAUACAAUCAAGUCCAAAUGGUGCAUAUAUUGAUACAAUGCUAGAAGAAUGGCAUGGUGACUACAAACGUUUAGAGCAACACCAUGGGUAUAUACAAUGGUUGUUCCCCAUCAGAGAGAGGGGAAUGAACUGGGAGGCUCAAGAACUUCAAAAGUUUGAGGCAGAGGCAAUCAAGAGAGAUCCAAAUACCCAUGGUAGAGUGUUAAAGGCCUACAAAAUGAUGCUACAUUUCUAUGGAAUGAAACUCAUUGAUGAAACAGAGACAACGGAUGGAAGAAUAGAGAGACAUGACAACUGGGAGUUGAGAUUUCAAAAUUUAAAUAGAUCUACACACAAUUAUCUCAGAAUUACUCGAAUACUAAAAUCUCUCGGAGAACUGGGUUUUGAAGAUUUAAAAAUGCCAUUUGUGAAGUUUAUUCUCCACGAGGCUCUAAUUGAACAGACUUUAGAUAAUACCAUUGAUAGUUGUCUCCACUUCUGGCUUGAAACAAUAAAGAAUAAGGAACACAGACAAAUACUGAAACAAUUCGUUAAAAAAUAUGUGGAAGAAUAAAUUUGAUGAUAUCAAAGGUACAGUUUGAGGCACAGAUAAAAUUUGAGGCCACGAAAUAUAUUGAGGAUUAAUAUUGAGACUUAAGUUUGAGGCAAGAUUAAAUUACAUGGAAUAAAUUAAAGGCAAGGAAAUAUAGUGAAAAUUUAGUCAGUUGCGAAUAAAUAAAAUCUGAGGAAAAGAAUAGAUUGAAGGUUUAAGAUUUGGACAAAGAAACAUGGAAGAUUUAAUUGAGGCAUAGUUUUACAACAUUAUAGUAUGUGACUAAAAGAUUUUAUACAGAUGCAUAUGGUUAACUCCUUAAAAACACAUCAAUAAGGAAUGGCUUAAUAUUACAUAGUGCAACUUAAGAACUGGGGUAGAGGAUAACCCUAUGCUAUAUGGUAGAGGAUAACCCUUUACUACAUGGUAAUAUAACUCUUCAUAUCUUGUCAUUUUGAAUUAAGCCUGUACUAGAAUUAGGGUUAGCAUAGAAUUGAAUUAUGAUUCCUUACCUUUCAAAUCUCUGAACAUAUACUUGCUUUAAGGAACAUGAAUAGUGCCUUCCUAUUAAUUAUAAUUUUUAAUGAAAAUCGAUAUAUGAAAAUACUAAUCACUUGAACAAGACAAUAUAAUGAUUUUAUGGUGAAAUUCUGGUUGAUGCUUUUUAUUGCUUUGUAUUUUAGCCUUUUGUGUGACACAUUUGUGUUUUUUAAAAUGCAAAAACUGAUUAUUUAUUUCUGCUCUUAUAAAGAG
This is a messenger RNA of Owenia fusiformis, 1834 nucleotides long. The record is from the annotation of a GenBank genome assembly. NCBI's taxonomy places the organism in Eukaryota, Metazoa, Annelida, Polychaeta, Sabellida, Oweniidae.